AUGCGCCUUUUGAGCGUCAAGUCUCUCGAAGUGAAGGAGUUUUCUGCAAAUGUAAUCCCGCCCUAUGCUAUUCUCUCUCACAGGUGGCUGGGUGACGAUGAAGAGGUCAUUCUCCAGGACAUAGAGCUGCCUGUUGCCAAGACGAAGCUCGGCUACGAAAAACUCGUCAAAUCAUGCAAGCAGGCCGAAAAGGAUGGUGUCGAAUACGUGUGGAUUGAUAGCUGUUGUAUCGACAAGACCAGCAGCGCCGAGCUCUCCGAGUCUAUCAACUCCAUGUUCCGCUGGUACAAGGAGGCCGUCGUGUGCUACGCGUUUCUCUCUGAUGUCCCGAGCGACUCUACCCUGGAAGAUGAUUCCCCUUUUGCCAAGAGCAAGUGGUUUACUCGUGGCUGGACACUCCAGGAGCUGAUCGCGCCCGAACACCUGCGUUUCUACUCUCAAGAAUGGAAACCUCUUGGGAGCAAGUCACAUCUAAGCGGAGUCAUUAGCCGGAUCACCGGCAUCGACGAGCUGACCUUGCGAGGCCGCCGAGAACUACAUCUGUCCUCGAUUGCAGCCCGCAUGUCGUGGGCCGCCAAGAGGGAGACAACCAGGGAAGAGGACAGAUCCUAUAGCCUCCUUGGCCUCUUUGGCGUCCACUUGCCCCUUCUGUACGGCGAAGGUGGUAAAAAUGCAUUUCUCCGCUUGCAAGAAGAGCUCAUCCGAAUCAGCGACGAUCGGUCAAUCUUUGCGUGGCACUCUGGGUCUUUUCGCCCUCAAGAGGAGCUUCUUCUCGCUCUUUCGAAGGGCUCAUCCUUCCUGGCUUCUUCCCCCGCUGAUUUCAUCAGUUGCAGUGACAUUGUCAUAUGCAAUCUGGUUCGGAAGCCAUCCAAUUUCGUCAUAACCAACGCGGGCUUAAGGAUCGAUGUCCCCAUCAUCUUUGAGUAUGAGGGGAGCCCCCCCGAGAGGCGCGCGCACGCCAUCUUGUGGUGUCGCCGGAAGACUGAUUAUGAGAAAAUCAUUACCAUUCCAGUACUGCUUGACGGAAAUCGCUGUGCCCGCGCACAACGAUCAAUGAAACUAGUCAACCGGCGAUGGGCCAUCUCGCGCUCCUUCAACCAUACUCUGUACAUGGACACCGGAAAAAACAACCGCUCAACGGUUGAGGCAUUUCCCCAGUUCGAUCUCGGAGCCUCCGUACUCGUUCUGCAUUCUCUGCCUCUCGGAUACUGUAUCGAUACCGUUAGCCCGUCCGAGAAUUGGGAGGGUUGGUCUCCCACCUCUGGACGCUUAACGAGCACGGGGUUGGGAGAGACAGUAAUCGGCAUCAGAGCAGAUGGUUCUACGCGUGUGCCGCUCGAAAACCUAUACAUGCUCGUCAAGCCCACGUACGAGACAGGACUGUACGUCCGUCAGCCGAGGCACAGACUCGCCCUCAUCGACCACAACACCGACAUCCAACGCAACGCAUGUCAACCCCCAUUUCUUUCAUACUUCGAAACAUCUGCGCUUCUUCCAGAAGACUCAAUCCUUGAAUCGACGGGAGGCAAUUUUGCGGCACGAGUUUCGGUGGAUGGCGACUUCGCGCCCCAGAUUGACGUUGUUGACCUGAUCAUCGACCACUCAACCUUCAGGAACUUCAAGAUAUGGAGAUCACUUCGCUACCACAAGAACCUAAAUGCAGAAAGGCUACUGCGCCUUCUACCUUUUCUCGCGGCUGCUCUACUGACGUUCCUGCCAAUGGCAUUGCGUCUGAAACCGCCUCACUUGUGGGUCAAGCGAAGCCAGUGCCGAGAAGCUGAGGAUGAAGACGGAAUCCACAGAGAUAUGUCUCAUGUCUUUGUCUUCAUUUUCUUGUUCAUUUUUCUGGCUUUCCUUAAGGCAACUUCUGGACAACUCGGCAUCUUCAGCUUUUGGGACACCUCGCCAUCGGGGCAAUUUGGGUCUCGCAUCUGGGGUCACAGAGCAGUAAGGAAGGCUUACGAAUGGAGCAAGGCGUCCAUGCCAAUUCUUCGGGCCUUGAUACUGCUCUUACCGGCCCCUGCAGUAGCAGCCCCAGCCGGCCAACUUGCGGGAAGCUGGUUCAACUGGCUCUUCUCCUGGUUACUUACGGGGCUUCUUCUGUGGGCAAGUUCUCCGAGGUGGUUGAUGGCCGUCAUACAUGCCCGAGCGUUCUUCCUUUUCAGAAUACUAUUCUUGCUUCAGUGUAUCGGGGCUAGGCUGAGAGGUAUCGUGAAACGCGACAGGAUGAUUGAUCCGACACUCUAG
Colletotrichum higginsianum IMI 349063 is the source of this 2247-nucleotide messenger RNA. Its product is annotated as HET and Ankyrin domain-containing protein. Lineage: Eukaryota; Fungi; Ascomycota; Sordariomycetes; Glomerellales; Glomerellaceae. The record is from RefSeq and is a predicted model, not a curated record. The transcript has a single exon. Bases 1 to 2247 code for a protein of 748 amino acids.